Anolis sagrei ordinatus is the source of this 7764-nucleotide messenger RNA. RefSeq names its product crystallin beta-gamma domain containing 1 (gene CRYBG1). NCBI's taxonomy places the organism in Eukaryota, Metazoa, Chordata, Lepidosauria, Squamata, Anolidae. The record is from RefSeq and is a predicted model, not a curated record.
CCUCUCCGUAACCGUCGCCUCACGCGCGCGGGGGACGAAGCCGCCCUCGGAGCAGCAGCGUCGCCUCCUCCGUCCCUCUCGCCGGGGGGUCUCACCAUGGAGAAAGCGGGUUUGCGCCGCUUGGGGAGGCUCUUCCGGCACCGGAGCGAGUCGGAGGACUCCGAAGCGGACUCGCUGCCGUCUCCGUGCCCUUCCCCGGCGCCGGAGCCGCGACGGGAGCAUCGCCUCAGCGCCAGCAGCCAGGCCAGCCCUCCGGGGGCGCGGAAGAAACGCUCGGGGUUCGGCCCGUGGCGCCUCCGGAGGAAAGAGAGCAAGGAGCCCGGCGAGGACCACCGGGUCGGCGGGGGCAGCGUGCCCGCCUCGCCCUCCUACUCGCCGCACCCCCCGUUCAGCGCCUCGGAACCCAGCACACCCACCAACAGAUACUUUGACAUGCCUGAUACAAAAUUUGCUCCUCAAACGAAUCAGCUGCCUCUAGUCUCUUUGAAAGAGUCGCAAUUCGCUUAUGCUAUUCCAAUGGUUUCCAUAGCUUCAUCUACACUGCCAGCAUCAUUUAGAAAGUCCAAAAACCGCACAUCAGAGUCUUCUAAGGAAGAAAACAAAAAGAAACCAGUUUUGGGGAAAUUUGGAAACUUUUUUACAACAGGAAGAAGGAAAAAAAGUCAAAACACAUUAGAAUUGAGGCCAAAAAUUAUAGGUGCCGAUUCUGCAUCCCCUCAAAAGAACUUAGCUCCAUUGGCAUCGCUAGAUAUUGAUGACAUAAAAGAUCUGUCUAAAAGCGAAGAGUCUCUUAUUGACCAGGCCUAUGAUCAGAACCAGUCAAGGACACCAAAUAGCAUUGACGACCGAAAUGAGUAUCUCUACAAUAAGGACCUGACUCCUUUGUAUAAUGACAUUGUUUCAGAAUGGAAUACUAAAGGGAUUUCUUCUGACAGUGAAUGGUCAUCUGAAUGGCACAGUAGUAAUGAGACAAUAAAGGAUGCAGUAUUUAGUAGCAAUCUUUCACUCCAGACACUGGGGGCAGAGAAUGAGCUUGUAACCGAUACAACUUAUACCACAACCCCAGACUUCCGCAAAACUUUAGCUAACACAUCCAGUGAAGACCUAGAACACAGCAUAUUAGACCACAAGCAAUUAGUGGAUGUGCAUCCAUUUUUGGGAUCAGAUUAUGCAGCUUCAAAUGACCAGUUCUCUAGUUUGGAAUCUAAGCCAUCUGAGCACAUUUGCCCUUCCAGAGUGUUGACACUAGAUAUCUUUCUACACAAAACAGAGCAACCAAAUUCAAAUAAAACAGAGACUGCUACGUUAGACAAGCCUUGUAGUAAAACAUACGCCAUGGAUAAAAAAACUGCAGCAAGGAGGUCUGGAAAGAGGAGGAAAUCUCAGUCUUCCAGUGAUGUGCCAAAUGGGGAUAGAAAUGUGGCUGAGAAUAGUGUCAAAGAAGAACCUGGUUUUGGUAGUAUUUCUUCAGAUCUGACAUCAGAAAAAAUAAACAACUCUGAAAGAAAAGCUAAAGCUUCUCCACAGAAUAAUUAUCCCACAGCCAACCAUGACACAAGGACUGGAAGUAACCAAAAAGGACUUAAUAAAACAGAGCUAGAUAAAAGCAAACAGCAGACCUCAGCUUCAUCUCCAUGCAAGAAGAAAUCCCUUAAAAAGAAUCAGUCUGAGGCAGGUCCUCUUUCACCUACUGGUUUGAAAAGUCAAGGCAAAGAUUCUGCCACCAAAAGACAAAAUGAAGGUGUGGCAGGUGGUAACCCAACAUCUAAAAGCACUACAUCAGAGAAAUCAUCUUCUAGUGAAAGCUCUAUGGUGACUUACAAAAUGUCUCCCACAGAGCCUACAAGCACUUUGCCACUUUCUGAAGAGAAAAUAGACUCAAAAGUAUCACAUUUUCCCAAAAGCACUGAUGGCAGUGGUUUGGGGCAGACUGACAAGUGUCGAAAUGGUGAGAUGGGAACUACAGAUGAAAAGUCCUCUGAUUUGGGCACAGUGAAACAGAGAAAUAUAAGCUUUGAUGUUUCCAGAACCGUCACAACAAAAGUUAGCCUGCCAGCUAAACCAAAAAGGAUUGAGUUAAACCUUAAAACAUCAAAAAGCCUGGAAGAUUUAGGAAGUGACCAUGACUCAGUGGACAAAGCAGUCAAAAUUAACUUCAAUAUUGCCAAUAAAAUAUCCAUGUUCGAAAACAAACAGUCAAAUCACACACAGUCUACUGAAGGCUCAAAAAAAGGUUCAGUAUCAAAUACAUUUGUUGGUAGAGCAAAACUGAAGUUUGGGAAACAGCACACUGAAAAUGAACAGCUUAACAGAGCAAUAAACAAGGCAAACAGCCGCCAGAAAACUUUGCAAAAUGGCACAAAGAUUAAAGAAAUCGCUUCAGAUAUAAAAAUCAAGUCAGAAGGAAGGACCCAGUCCAACAUUAUAACAAAUGAGGAAGUUGGAAAAGCUGCUGAAUGUCAGGUUAAUCAAACUGGUAACAUAGAUAUUCUUACAGCUAAAAAUUUGGAUGUAGAAUUAAUGAAGGAGAAUCUGCAACCCACAAGUGAAACCAAAUCUAUAGAACAGCGUAAAGAGAUUGCAAACUUCCAAAAUAACAUUAAUGUGAAGGUUGGAUCCAUGUCUCCUGAAGGUGAAGAGGAACAUUCCUUGAAAACAGACUUAAGUUCCACAAAUAAAGAUGAAAAGAGUUUCUUGCAAUCUGAUCUCACAGCUAGAAAGUCAGAAUUUGAGCAAACUCUGAUUCCUGAAGACAAAACUGAAGAUAAUAAUAUGACAAAUACUGUUUUAGAAAAUAUACAAAUGUUUGAGCAAAAUAUCAGUGGACAGCAAAGUCCAAGAGGCAGUUGUAGUGUUCUCAAAUCUGGUAAUGAAGAACCCAUUUGUGAGUCCCCAUCCGAUAUGGCAAAGUUUACUGAAACACUUAAAAAUCUAGAUAGUGCUAUUUGUAUACCCCAGAAAAAGAAAAAGGCAAAGGUUCCAAAAUCUCCAGCACCUCACUUUGCUAUGCCUCCAAUUCACGAAGACAAUUUAGAGAAAAUAUUUGAUCCAAAUGUAUUCACUGUUGGUUUGGGAAUGAAGAGAGAUAAGCCACAGGAUCUAGCCCCGUCCCUACAGCUGAAGCUGCAAAGUUUAGAAACUGAGGUGAGGGUCAGACCCAAACGUGCCUCUGCUGAAAACAGCAUCAUUCUCCAGUGUCUAAAAUCGAACAGAGCUGAUCCUGUCCUUUUCCCAGAAACAAAUGGAAAAGAGAGUAAGGAUAGUACAGAUGGAGAAGUUAAGCGAUCUCGACUUGAGAACAGUGCCAUCUUUUCAAGCCUAUUGUCACCCAGUACAAAAGAAAAAGUGUUUGUGCCAUCUGUGACCUCUAUAAACACAAUCACAACAUCAUUUGCAUCUCAGAAGACUGCUGAUUCCUUGGGAAUACCUCCUGUAAUGUUUGAUACAGCUCAGAGGCCAGAGUCUUUUUCAGACUUUAAGGCUACAAACUAUAUAGACAAAUACUUACAAACUGAUGACGCAAAGAACCAGAGAAUUUUACAAAUGCCAAAUUUUGGAAACCUUGACACCGGUUUUUCAAGCUGGAUGAAACCUGGACAAUAUGAACCAAAUAGUUUCCUAGAUAUAGAGCAGGCAUUUUCAGGAAACAGCCAAAAUAAAAUUAAUCCUAGGCCUGGAAAGAUUGUGAUUGUGAACAAGCCAGGUCCCUCAGAAAGUACCAUUGAGGUGUUUAAUGAUGUUUUGGAUUGCACGUCUUGGGUAUUCUCACCUGUGAUUUUUGUUAAAAUCAUUCGAGGAUGUUGGAUUCUGUAUGAGAAGCCAAACUUCGAAGGGCCUUCUAUUCCUCUGGAAGAGGGAGAACUGGAAUUCACAAAUCUUUGGGGAGAGGAGCCAUAUGAUGAUAAAGAUGGACGCACAACCCAUGAACCUGCAGUGAUUGGUUCAAUCAGGCAUGUAAUAAAGGAUUAUAGACUAUGCCGAAUUGACCUGUUUACAGAACCAGAUGGUUUAGGUCUUGUGAAUUCAUAUUUUGAUGAUACAGAAGAAACACGAUUUGGUUCUCCGCAGAAGACUUCUUCAAUCCGAGUGCACUGGGGCAUAUGGCUACUAUAUGAAGAACCUGGUUUUCUGGGAAUUCCUUUAAUGUUGGAACCUGGAGAAUAUCCUAAUCUAUCGUUUUGGGAAAGGAAAGAUGCAUAUAUUAGGUCAUUGAGGCCCUUGAAAAUGGGUGGACGUAAAGUUGAGUAUCCUGCAAGCCCAAAGAUAAUAAUUUAUGAGAAGCCAUUCUUUGAAGGGAAACACAUAGAACAUGACUCAAAAUUAAUUGCUCUGACUGAAGAAGGAAAACAGAAGGAUGAAUCAGCAGUGUUGGGGAAAGGACUAACAUCAAUAGGAUCCAUAAAAGUGAAAGAAGGAGUAUGGGUUGCAUAUGAAAAGCCUGAGUUUACAGGACACCAGUAUUUACUGGAAGAAGGAGAAUACAAGGAAUGGAUGGACUGGGGUGGUUACAAUGAGCAGGUGCAGUCACUACGGCCUAUUCUAGGGAGUUUUUCACAGCCUCACAUGAUCAUGUAUUCUGAAAAAGACUUUGGAACUAAAGGUUCCAGCAUUGACGUGUUAGGAAUUAUUGCCAAUUUGAAAGACACUGGCUAUGGCUUAAGGACACAAUCAAUCAAUGUCCUCAGUGGAGUGUGGGUGGCUUAUGAAAAUCCUGACUUUACAGGAGAGCAGUUCAUCCUUGAAAAAGGACUGUACUCCAGCUAUGAGGCCUGGGGAGCCAAGGAUUUUAAAAUAUCUUCAGUUCAACCCAUCACUUCGGAUAUCUCCAGUGAGCACACUGGAAAAUUUAAGGUGCAGGUAUUUUCAGAGCCAGAGUUCCAGGGCAACAAUCAAAUAUUUGAGAAAGACAUUUCUCAAAUCGAGAAAUCGUUUCCUGUUAUGUCUUCAAAAGUAUUAUCUGGCAGCUGGAUUGCAUAUGAUCAAAAAGACUUCUCUGGGAAUCAGUAUGUGUUAGAAGAAGGGGCCUAUCCUGAUCUCUCUGCAAUGGGAUGCCUUCCCCAGACAUGCUUGAAGUCUCUACAAGUUGUAAAUAUUGAACUUUCCGAGCCAAUGAUAGCUCUCUAUGAAAAGAAAAACUUCAAGGGAAGGAAAAUAGAAUUUACUACAGAAGUCGUAAAUCUUCGCUUCCUUGGCUACAAUCCUGAUAUAGCUUCACUAGAAGUCCAUGGUGGCAUAUGGAUUAUUUAUGAACACAAUAAUUAUAAAGGCCGCCAGAUUUUAUUGGCACCUAGCAAAAUACCAAACUGGGAUGAGUCCAGUAGCUAUCAGAAAGUAGGAUCUCUACGACCUUUAUUGCAGAAAAGAGUCUACUUCACACUUAGAAACAGAGGAAAUGGAAAGUUUAUGUCAACUGAUGGCAAUCUGAACGACUUGAAUCUUUUAAGGAUACAAGGCGUAGAUGAUACUAAAACUGAUGAACAAAUCUGGAUGUAUCAAGACGGAUUCAUCAAAUGCAGGGUGGCAGAAGACUUCUGCUUGACAAUUGUAGGAAACCUGAUAACUCCUGGUGCAAAACUGGGUCUGGCGCUUCAACAGAAUGAGGACAAACAAAAAUGGAGUAUUAAUCCAGAUGGCAAGAUCUACAGCAAGAUGAAGCCACACUUAGUAUUAGAUAUCAAAGGAGGAAAGCACUAUGAUCAAAACCACCUCAUUGUCAGUUCAACCAGUGAAGAUAGACCGACGCAGUACUGGGAACCACUGGUCAUCUAAAAAAAAAGUUAUAAUUCAGAAGCUCAAGAUCUAAGGGAUAGUACAAGAAGAGAAGCAAAGAAUAGGAUGUUUGACUUUGAGAAAUUGUGAUGACAGAAUUAAGCACACCGUAUGGGAGCGCUGCACUCUCCAGGCCUUCACCCUGACAUGGCCCCAAUUGCACAGAGAAGCAAAGCUAUUUUGCUGGCUCACUUCCUUUGUCAGACACCUUGCACCUAGCCUCACCAUACCCGCAGCUACCAUGCAGAUGUGGAGGUGUAGGCUCCCCAUACAAGUUGCAGCUCUUAAAUUUGAUGUAAAGCCAGGAUGCUUCUGUGGGGCUCACCACUUCUAAAUUUCUCUCAGCAUAGGGAGGGAGGGGCAGGCCAUAUACCAUGACUGGCUCUCUCUUUCCUCGGGGAAGUGGGAAUGUUUGAAGGUGAAUUAUUCUGUCAGCCUUCAAUCUAGUUAUGUGUGUAUAUUAUGGCUACUAGCCCUCCCUCUGAAUGUCUGUUCUUUCUUCAUUGCAAAAUUUGAAAUGCAUCACCAAUAGUUACUUUAGAACUAUUAUAAAUUACUAAAUUAUUUCCAAAAAGUGGUUUUAAUGUCCUUUUACUCUAUGCUGAAGUUUUUUGCACUGGUAUGUGUCUAUUAAAAACUCAAGUAUUCCAACAGCAUGUAAAAUGACAAACUGUUUACCCAUAAGAAGUCUUUUAGAACAUAUCAGGUGAUUAAAAUAAAAGGAAAAUACUGCAUUAUCACUAAAUGUAAUAGGAGAAUAAGUGUAUGUAUUAAAGAGUGAUAGAUUGUGAACAACAGAAACCCAAAAAUAUAUAAACCAGAAAUGUUGUUGCCAACUGAAAUUUCAGGUGUUCAGCAGAAUGUAUUACAUAUCUGCUCAGCUGCCUUCCCUUGCAAGCUUACAAGCAUUGUCUUUAAGUGGCACUUUUUCAUAUUUUAAUUCUUCUACUUUAAAAAAAAAUAAAUAGAAACAUGUAACGAAGUUCAUAAAUUUUAAAACUAAUUGAGAUAGGGGAACGCUUUACUCAAGAGGCUAUACCAAAUACUCGCUUUUCAACUUCCUUUGUUCUGAAGUCUCCCAGAUGAAACUCACUAUUUACAUUUGUACAUUAUGUUUUAUACUUCUAGUUUUUGUCGUCAGUUACUUCAGUGUUAAGGUUUUUUUUUUUUUGUGGUGUCUGCAUACAUCAUUUUCAUUAAAAAUCCAGUUUUAUUUUCUUCAUGCUGAAGAAAAUGGGUGCUGCUCUAUACCACAGACAGACAGCAUUGCUGAUUUUGAAAUACAUGUAAAUCAUCCCCAAGAUUUACAUUUACACAUCUGUAAUUUUUCUGAAUUGUACUAUAUGUACAAAUAUGAUGCCAUAUUUGUUGCUGACAUGUAAAGCCAAGGGCAUCUUGGCUUUACACACCCUAAACAAAUAGGGAAAGUCCAGUAAUCUCAGCAAUCACAAGCUAUAAAUUAGAAAUGUGAAUAUAGCUUUUGCAUUCUACUAGAAAAUCCAAACUAAAAUGAAAGAUUCCAGCAGAAACACAUAAUUAUUUUAUCUUCUCCACAAUUCUCUAGUUCUAUUUUCCAGUGUGAAAAUUAUUCUUCAUUAGUUACUAUGUUUUUAAUGUUCCUAUGUAAGCCACUUAUAGAUAGUUACUACUUGCUGAAGUGCUUAGUCCUGUGUCUUGAAAAUGUUUUUAGUAGUUCUGCACUGACUUAUGUGGACCGCUGUAUUUUCUCAGUUUGUCAUUGUUUGUUAGGAAACUAGUACCUUCCAUAUAAAUGUUCCAGUUUUUUCCUUAUCACUCCAAUCUGUUAUACACAUUUUUGCAGCAGUCAAUAUUUCAUUACAGUUCCUUUUUCUGGUUCCUUUUAAGAAAAUGUUGCUGAUUCUUUUGGUACAGAAAAUGUUUUUGGUUUUGAGGUGUUGUUCUCAAUUGCCAGCAUUUUAUGUCCAAACUGUUGUAUAAAUGCAUAUUUUACAAAUAAAAAUUACUUGGACGAAA